This is a messenger RNA of Myodes glareolus (Bank vole), 144 nucleotides long. NCBI's taxonomy places the organism in Eukaryota, Metazoa, Chordata, Mammalia, Rodentia, Cricetidae. The record is from RefSeq and is a predicted model, not a curated record.
AUGACGUCAGCAGGCAUAAUAAAUGAUAAGCCAGACUUCUUGGAAGUGGAGAUAUUUGACAAAUUGAGAUUAAAGGGAACUAAUACUGAAGAGAAAGACUUGUCACAGGAAACCAUCCAGCAGGAGAACGUGCAAACAUCGUAA